AAAAAUCACAAACCAAUUAAAACAUUUAAAAAUUUCUUCUUAAGCCAGCCUGGCUUGCUGGAAAAAGUGGGUUUUAAGGGCACGGCGGAAGGCACUGAGGUCUUGGAUUCUCCUUAUCUCUGGGGGCAACUGAUUCCAGAGGGUAGGUGCCCCCACAGAGAAAGCCCUCCCCCUGGGGGUCACCAGCCUACAUUGUUUGGCUGAUGGCACCCUGAGGAGGCCCUCUCUGUGGGAGCGCACGGGUGGAUGGGAGGUCGGUCGUCGGUAGCAGCAGGCGACAUGCCAAAGUCACGGCCAGCGAUUUCUCAGAAGCCUCCGUCCCCUCGGGCGGGGAUCCUGCCCCUCCCUGCCACGAGGGGCGUGGGGAGGCGGCAGCUCAAUGGGAGGGGGUGUAGCCAGCGCCAGCAUAAGCGGGGCUUUAUAAGGGGCCGUCCCGCCCGAGGCUGGCAAGUCUAGAUUCCUGGAGAGCACCAUGGCGAUAGGCACAGCACUUCUGGGGCUCCUCGCUUUCUUGCUCGGCUGCUCCGGCACCUCUGCCGAACCCCAAAACUCGGAGCGCUCCGCCAUGCGGAAGUGCGUCCUGACUGGCAACUGGGUGAGUGACCAGGGCUCCAAGAUGGUCAUUUCCGACAGCAAUAAUUCCGGGGUGUUCAGCGGCUCCUACCUGACGGCCAUGGCUGCCACCGACAACCUCAUCCGGCCAUCCCCUCUUCAGGGCGUCCAGCACCAGGUGGACCAGCGGGCCCAGCCCACCUUCGGCUUCACCGUCAACUGGAGUUUCGCUGAGUCCACCGCUGUCUUUGCGGGCCAGUGUUUCCUGGAUGAGGAUGGAGAGGAGCAGCUGAAGACCACCUGGCUGUUGCGUGUGGAGGUGGGAUCCGUGGCAGAGGACUGGGGGGCAACCCGGGUUGGCACAGACACUUUCUACCGCACCAAGUGAGAAGGUGAAGAGAGCCAGGCUUCCGUGGUUUCUGCCUUGGGGGGACGGUGGGGGGCAAGCCUUCCUACCUCACCCAUCAGCCAGUCUUCUCCAAUAAAAUGUUUUCCUGAGCA
Molecule: messenger RNA, 1053 nt
Organism: Pantherophis guttatus
Lineage: Eukaryota; Metazoa; Chordata; Lepidosauria; Squamata; Colubridae
Product: avidin-like
Molecular function (GO): biotin binding
Source: RefSeq, a predicted model, not a curated record